Camelina sativa (false flax) is the source of this 1287-nucleotide messenger RNA. RefSeq lists its product as uncharacterized. The record is from RefSeq and is a predicted model, not a curated record. NCBI's taxonomy places the organism in Eukaryota, Viridiplantae, Streptophyta, Magnoliopsida, Brassicales, Brassicaceae.
GAGUCAGAGCUAAGAGAAGCGUGUCAACAAUACCAUUACCACACACACUCCGAUAAAAAUAUCAAGCGUUAGAGAGUGACAGUGACAUAUAUAUAUGGCGUCGUGGAUGAAGGCGGUGCUAAUCUCUACUGGUUUCUUGGCCACGGCUAUGCAUCUAAAAGUCAUUGUUCCCGUGGCUGUAGAUUUCUCACAAGCUCCGAUCCUUUUGAGCUCUUUUCUCACGUGGCUGAAACCACCGUAUCUCUACGUCAUCACCAACGUCAUCAUCGUCGUUAUCUUUGUUUCUUCAAAGUUUUUCCGGAGUACUGUCUCCUCCAGCAAAGACUACGAGGUUUCUUACAGUGGCGACAAUAAGUUUCAGACUGAUCAUCAUCAUCAGCAGCAGCAGAGCGCCCACCGGGCUCCUCUAAGACGGCGGAAGGAGACGAAAGAUUCAGAUUUCGGUUUCGUCGCCAAAGUCUCGGCGUUGAUCGUCGUUAAGGAGCCGGAGGUUGUGUAUGAAGAGAAGGCCGAGAGGGUAGUAGAAGCUGCUGCAACGGUAGAGGAAGAGAAGAGGUGUUUAGUGGUGGUGACCAAAUCGGAAAUAUCACAACCUCAGGUGUUGGAGAAGCCUCUGGUUACGGCUCGGAUCGGCCAACGCAAACCGGUGGUUAAGACCACACCAGCAGAGAGGAACUCAGUGAGAGCGUUGAGAGUGGCGAAACCGAAGAGGAACGAGACGUUAGAGAACACGUGGAAGAUGAUCAUGGAAGGGAAGUCAGCGCUUCCGUUGACUAGUUACUACAAGAGACCUGACACGUUCGGACUUGACGAAGAGACAACAAAACAGUCUAGUGUUCUAAAGAAAUCGGAGACGUUUAGUGACAGGACUAAUUGUUAUAACCAGUCUAUGGCGGCUAUGCUGCCGCCGCCUCCGCCGGUGAAGUUGGUGAAGAAGGUGAAGGUGUCACGGAGUCGGGAUGAGCUGAACCGGAGAGUAGAAGCGUUUAUAAAGAAGUGUAACGACGAGAGGUUCGCGUCGAUGAGACUGGACGAUGAAGUGGAUCGUCGUGGUCUUUCGUAUUAAAAACUAGUAUUACGUUUUUUAAAUAUUUAUUUUUUUGGUUGUACUCUUUUCAAUACGACAAUAACAAGUGAACAAAAGUAGAAAGUCACGGACAAACAAAAUCUCUUAUUGGUAGGUAUUUGAUUGGAUAAGGGUGGCUCAUCCAUCACCUUGUGUGAUAUUUCAUCUUAAAGUUGACAAUGUAAUUAACGUCAUUGAAUAGAUCUUUUCUUUCUUCGUAA